Carlito syrichta (Philippine tarsier) is the source of this 684-nucleotide messenger RNA. RefSeq names its product testis expressed 36 (gene TEX36). The transcript has 4 exons. Bases 1 to 684 code for a protein of 227 amino acids. Lineage: Eukaryota; Metazoa; Chordata; Mammalia; Primates; Tarsiidae. The record is from RefSeq and is a predicted model, not a curated record.
AUGUCGUUUUGGGUCAAGAACUGCCGAACACUCAGAGAGGUGUGGGGCGGGUGCACUUGUCAAUCACCCACCAUGAAAUGGGCCAACGCACUGAAAGACUGCAAAAAAAAUUCGCCGAAGCUGAAGACAGCCUCUCAUAACACUAGCUGGUACACUGAUGCCAAUGGAUUCCCAUUCCCCCACAUUGGACUGAUGCAAAAGACACCAGAAUCCAUCACAAGUGCUAUGUUGAAAGAGUCCCACAAUCCACAAUUGUCUUGGCAAGUGCGGGGGAAGUUACCGCCAAUAUACAAAGUCCGGGAGAAGCAAGCAGUAAAAAACAACUUCCCCUUCUCCGUGCAUGACAAUCGGCACAGUUUUGAGAACUCUGGACACUACCUUGACUCCGGCCUGGGACGUAAGAAGAUCUCCCCAGAUAAGAGGCAACACGUUUCAAGAAAUUUCAAUCUUUGGGCGUGUGACUACGUUCCAUCCUGUCUUGAUGGCUUUUCAAAUAACCAAAUAUCAUAUGUGUAUAAGGAAGCCAUGGUGGACUCAAGUUUCAAACGCUUCCCAAGAUGUUAUAAUGAGAUAUGGAGCACUUUUAAAUUUAUUCCUAGGCGAAGCUGUACAGAGUUUUUGAAAAAGAAGCCAAAAGUAAGGCUCACUGUUGACAAAAAGGCUGUUUCCCCGCUGGAGCCCUAA